Dothidotthia symphoricarpi CBS 119687 is the source of this 1236-nucleotide messenger RNA. RefSeq names its product homocitrate synthase. Gene Ontology annotation, molecular function: homocitrate synthase activity. NCBI's taxonomy places the organism in Eukaryota, Fungi, Ascomycota, Dothideomycetes, Pleosporales, Dothidotthiaceae. The record is from RefSeq and is a predicted model, not a curated record. The coding region runs from base 1 to 1236 and encodes 411 amino acids. The transcript is spliced from 6 exons. Gene Ontology annotation, cellular component: mitochondrion.
AUGGCUCACCCUGGUCUAGGCAAUGUCUCUCGCUUCAAGAUUAUCGACUCCACCCUCCGUGAGGGGGAGCAGUUUGAGAAUGCGUUCUUCGAUACAGAUCAAAAGAUCAAGAUCGCUAAAGCUCUGGACGACUUUGGUGUUGACUAUAUUGAACUUACGUCACCAGCGGCUAGCUCGAAGUCGCGUGCCGACUGCGAGGCAAUCUGCAAGCUAGGCUUAAACGCCAAAAUUCUAACCCACAUUCGUUGCCACAUGGAUGAUGCUAGGAUUGCUGUGGAGACUGGCGUAGACGGCGUCAAUGUCGUUAUUGGAACGUCUUCACACCUCAUGUCGCACUCCCACGGCAAGGACAUAUCCUAUAUCACGAAGAUCGCGCUUGAAGUCAUCGAGUUUGUCAAAUCCAAGCAUCUUGAGAUCAGGUUCUCGUCUGAAGAUAGCUUCCGUUCGGAUAUUAACGACCUGUUCCCUCUCUACCAAGCCGUCGACAGGAUAGGUGUCAACCGGAUUGGAGUUGCCGAUACGGUAGGCUGUGCCAAUCCCAGGCAAGUCUACGAGCUGGUUCGAGUCCUCCGGCAUGUCGUCUCAUGUGACAUCGAAACGCACUUCCAUAAUGACUCUGGGUGUGCUAUUGCCAAUGCCUUCUGUGCCCUAGAAGCGGGCGCAACCCAUAUUGACACAACCGUCUUAGGGAUUGGUGAACGUAAUGGUAUCACUCCCCUUGGGGGUCUAAUGGCCCGCAUGAUCGUGUCAGAUCGCGGGUAUGUCUCUAACAAGUACAACCUCAAGACACUCAAAGACAUUGAGGAGCUUGUCGCCAAUGCCGUCCAAAUCAAGAUCCCCUUUAACAACUACAUCACUGGCUUUUGCGCAUUUAGCCACAAGGCAGGCAUUCACACAAAGGCUGUUCUUAACAAUCCUUCUACCUACGAAAGCAUCAACCCAGCUGACUUUGGGAUGAAACGGCACAUAGCUUAUGCUUCUCGUUUGACCGGCUGGAAUGCCAUCAAGUCGAGGGCGGAGACGCUCAAACUUUUUAUGACGGACGAACGAUACAAGGAAUGCACAGCCAGUAUUAAAGCUUUUGCCGAUGUCCGCCGUGUUAGCGUUGAGGAAAUAGACAGCUUUAUCCAUGCGUUUUAUGACGCACAAAAGCUCGGUGCACCGCAGGACACUUUGGUCGGUAAAUCGCUGGACACUGUAGUCGUUACAUCGCUGGACACUGUGGUGAAGGGAUAG